AUGCAAAUUCCUGGAGAUUUUGAAGCUUAAAUUAGAAUCGUCAAUGAACAAAUGUCCAUUGAUUAACCACAGAUGGAAUAGGAAACCGAGGAUAAAAAUAAAGAACAAGAAGAGGAGUUGACUGAGGAGCAGAAGGAGAGAAGAAGAAAAAUAUUGGAAGUCCAAUUGGCCAAUAAAAGAUUAUUAUAUAGUAUACAUAAUAAGGACAUGGAAAUCUUUAGGGUUAAAAAAGAAAUUGAGGAUCAGAAAUAGUUAUUGGCUGAUCUCCAAUAACAAGAAUUAGAAUAUCAAUAGCAAUCAAAUGACAAUUGUGAAAAGUAUGCCCUCAAUAAAAGCAAUUCAACUUCAAAUGAACAAUUAUCUGCAUCUAACAAGGAAUUGCAAAUCCUUAAUGAUUCCUAUCUAUCUCACAGGGCCUUAGUCUCGUAUGAUACAUACUUGAGAGGAACCCUUAGGGAGUAGGAUCGAAAAAUAUAUGAGUUGGAAUUGAAUAAUGCAGACAUUAGUGAGAUAUCGGCCAGAAUUGAAAAAAUAAAUAAGGAAUACGAAAGAAACAUUCAACCUCUUGUUGUUGGAGACUUUAAGACAUAAAUAGAUGCGGACAUCAAGAGUUCAAAAAAUUAAAUAGAUGCUUUGAGAAACUAAUUUAAAGAAAUUGUAGAUGAUAUUGUGAAACUGCAUGAAAAACAUCUAGAUAACAUAGACAUGUAUUCAACCUUACAAAGACAAUUAUAAGAAUAAUUGUUAGCUAAUGAGUAAUUAGACUAUGAAUUAAGUCAAUUAAAAAAGAGCAAAGAACAAUGUUGA
This is a messenger RNA of Paramecium tetraurelia, 807 nucleotides long. RefSeq lists its product as uncharacterized. The transcript is spliced from 3 exons. The record is from RefSeq and is a predicted model, not a curated record. Lineage: Eukaryota; Ciliophora; Oligohymenophorea; Peniculida; Parameciidae.